AUGCCAACUCACCUCAGCCCAGAGUCGGCAGAGACUCUGGAUCCAGAUGAACACGACGCCCUUCGAGCCCUCGACCGGUCGCCGCACCCCUAUCACCACCAGAGCUCCGAGCUGCGCUACCCCUCGGACCAUGUCGUCUCCCACGCCCAACGGGCUUCCUCUCCGGAGCUGCGCAACGACGCGAGCCAGCUGUCGCCGUCCCGUCUAGCCGCCUUGUCCAAGGAAUCGACGCCAGCGAGCGACAGCGGCACCGACGCCGACGAUGAACACUUCCUCAAGGGCUUGCCGCCGCCGAAGCUGCGACCCCAUAAAGGGCUGAGAGGCCAGAACGAGGUCAUAUCCGGCACCUCGACGCCCCUGUUGUCGCCCGCCGUCCUGCGCGAGCCUGUGCCCGCAUCAGGCCCUAGAGCAUCGCAAAACGUCAAGAGAUCCAAUGAGAGGGUCAUCCUGCCAGAGGCCAUCCGGCGGAAGAGGAUACUGGUGCAGCGAGCUGUUGAAGUGGGCAUCAUUGCUACCCUGGCCGGCAUGGUCCAAGCAAACAAGCUGCUGUCGCCGGUUCUGGCCACUUGGCGUAAAGAUUUCUACCUCUUCGCUGCCUUGUACGGAGCGCUAUUGCUGCUAUAUCCAGUUCGUGCUGCGAUCUGGAGCUACAAGAAUCGCCAGCCAUCUUCCGGCCCGCUGUUGAAGAUUCCCUCGGCCUUCGACCCCGCCCCUCUCCUCUAUCCUCCGGCCAUCACCAUCUAUGUUUCCUUACUCGUCUCUGUCAACAACCCGGCGGUGAUCCUGCCCAACCUGAUGCUUGCUAUAAGCUCGAUCCCUCAGCAAGUGGUGCCCAAACUCGACCAUUACGUGGCAUAUGACUCUCUCCACUGGGUCCUAUCUUGUCUGCCUCUGAUUUGGCGGCCCUCUGUGUCAGAUUCCUCUCGAUUUGCGCCCACUUAUUCUUUCCUCGCGCAAGAGGACCUCGUCUUACUAUACCCUCUACACCGGACCGCGUGCGCCGUAUUACAUCAUCUUACCACGACCAGCCUCCUUACGACUGAGCUCCAGCUUCUUUCGAUUGCGCUGAUCAACGUGUUGCUCCUUGCAUCAUCACCUCAGAUCCAGAUCCUAAAGGCCCUGCUAUGGGGUGGAGGCUUGAGCCUGCUUGUGCUCUGUGGUGCCGUGAUCAGAUGGGGAAUUGUCCUGGCAAGAGUACCCAAGUGGCGGUUCCAACGAGAGACAUACCCACAGCGGCGUUCACUUUGGAAGUCUUUAGUGAGGCUGUUGAGCUGGAGGAAGCUUAGGGGCGAAAUCCUAGGAUCGCCUCACGAUGUGUACAGCGACGAUGCUUUGUUCACGACGGAUGAGGACGAAGACGAUUUGCGAUUCAGUGGUCCCACCAGUGUCCAGACUUUCGAGUUAACAGCAGACACACCGUCUGAUGGGCACAGACUUGCCUCAUCCACCGCCGACAAUGGAUGGCCAAAAGCAGGACGGAUCUCUCGCAGACACACGGCUCCUCACCCUGAAAAGGUCGCUCGCAAAACAGCAACCCACACUCCAUCUGGCAGGCGAAAGCGGACGGCCUCUGUUUCGGUCCGGGCCUACUUCAAGUUUACGCCAGCACAAGCAGCACGGAGGAAGUGGCUGUACGCAGGCUAUGUGUAUGUGAGCCUGGCGGUCAUCAUAGUGGCCGUGAUCCGCCCGUAUAUACAAAAGUAUGCCCUCGGUGGCAAUGAGCCUAUUGGCUGGGCCUUGGGCUAUUUCUUCGGCGACCUGCCUGCCUUUCGAUAUCGAGUGGUUAGAGCCAAUCUAGAGCGCUGGAUCUGCUUACCAGCCCGGAUCGAUACAAUGAGCGCGAAAGAAUGCCGCUUUGGCUGGGUAGAGCAUGUGCGCCAUGACGACUUUGGCGAGGCCAACACGCGACUCUUUAUCAGCGCUUAUUGGGUCGCAAUCCUGAUUGUCGGGCUGGCCAUCGUGUUCCAGCUGAAGAACACGUACGAAGUCGACACCCGGCGCAAGGUCUUCCACUUCAUGAUGGUUGGCAUGCUUCUUCCAGCAACGUACAUUGACCCGACGUUUGUUGCCUUGGCCCUCUCGAUCGUCUUGGCCGUCUUCUUGAUCCUGGACCUACUGCGGGCAAGCCAGCUACCACCCCUGUCCAAGCCAAUCGCCUCCUUCUUGGCUCCCUACGUGGACGGAAGGGACUUUCGCGGGCCUGUUGUGAUAUCGCAUAUCUUCCUUCUCAUCGGCUGCGCCAUUCCUCUCUGGCUGUCGCUGGGAUCCUUGCCGCGGACCGGAUCCGACUACCUGACCGGCUGGGAGAUACCCACUCGAGAAAUCAGCAUGGUUUCGGGGGUUGUCUGUGUCGGUCUGGGCGAUGCAGCCGCUUCCCUCAUCGGGCGCCGUUACGGCCACCGCAAAUGGCUCUGGGGUGGCGGCAAGAGCCUGGAGGGAAGCCUGGCGUUCACAGCUGCCGUCUUCCUCGGCCUGACGGCGGCCAGCCUCUGGCUUCGGAUAGGACAGUGGCCCGUUGCCGGCCAAGGCGCGGGCAUGGCGACCCGAGCUGGGCACGCCCUUGCGUGUUCCUCCAUGGCCAGCUUGACGGAGGCGGUCCUGACGGGGGGCAACGAUAACGUCAUUGUGCCAGUGAUUCUCUGGACAUGCGUGAAAGCACUUGAAUUUUGA
Messenger RNA from Trichoderma citrinoviride, 2670 nucleotides. RefSeq lists its product as hypothetical. Gene Ontology annotation, cellular component: endoplasmic reticulum membrane. The record is from RefSeq and is a predicted model, not a curated record. Bases 1 to 2670 code for a protein of 889 amino acids. Gene Ontology annotation, biological process: dolichyl monophosphate biosynthetic process. The transcript has 2 exons. Gene Ontology annotation, molecular function: dolichol kinase activity. Lineage: Eukaryota; Fungi; Ascomycota; Sordariomycetes; Hypocreales; Hypocreaceae.